UUCCGUUUUGUGUAAAGACUUUGCUUUCAAAAGCAAAACUGAGUUAUGAAAAAUCUUGUUUUCGUUUCUUAGAGGUUUCUUUGCAGUGAUUCGUGGCUYGGGUCGAAUCCGAAAGUUUUCGAUGAUAAUUGAUAUUCAUUUUUGCAUGAUGACUUAAAUGACAGCUCUUGUUAUUCAGUUAAAAGAAAGAAGCGAGAAAUGAGGUCUAGUGUUUCCCCGGAGAAACCUGUAAGCAAGACUUCGUUUGUAUGCCCCGUCAGCGUCAUUUCGUCCAUCUAUUCCCUUGAAGAGGAUGAACUACAGUUCCUAGAGGCCGCGAAAAGCAACGAUUUAGAKACUGUUAACACAUUCAUAGAGGAAAASAAAUAUUUCAAAGRCYCCAAGGAAGGAAAAUUCCGAAUUAUUUUCUUAACAGACACAGCCGCCAUCUURUCCAUCCACCAUGGAAAUAAAGAUGUUACGAAGCUUCUACUUAGUAAAGGUUUUAUUAUCAGAGAACCUCAUUCAAGAUCUUGUCAAUGCAAGGAGUGUUGUUCCUUUGGAGUUCUUCUUAAAGCACUUUCCCGGUUAAAUACGUACCAAGCAAUGUCCAACCCAACGUAUUUAUCGUAUUGCUUUUUGUACGCCAAUUCCUCAGGGUCUUCUGAGCUUUCAAGUGAAGAUGYAGACACUUCCAGGUCGAAACUUGAUCCCAUUUACCGUGCGUUUGAGUUAAACGGGAAACUCGAACAACUCGCAGUAACCGAGUAUGAGUUUAAAAAGGAGUACAGAGCUUUGUCGAACCAAUGCGAAGAAUACGCGGUGCAGUUAUUGAAUCUUUGUCAAAAUAUGAAAGAAAUCGCAUGCAUUAUGAGCAUGCCGAAUGGCAAGGAACAGAGAUGGCUUCAGGAAGGCGCCAUAGAUUUGAGUGUGCUGAACUUUGCCAUAAAGAACAAGAAUGAAAGGUUUGUUGCUCACCCAUAUAGCCAACUGAUGCUGAACUCGGUGGUGUAUCGAGGUCUCCAUGGGUGGCAAUACCGAUCUCUCUUAACAAAAAGCGCUGCGGCUGUGAUUUUCACCAUUCUUCUGCCAUUUUGGUGUCUAUUUUACCUCAUAACUCCACAAAAUGCCUUGAACAAGAUGCUGAAAGUACCGCUUUCAAAGUUUCUUGGGAAUGUGAUAUCGUUCCUGUGGUUUUUGGGUCUUUUGACUUUGUCUUCUCUUGGAGAUACGUAUGGCGAGACGAUAACAGAGAUAUCUAUAGCAAAUCUCCUKGUCAGUUUAUGGGUAGUCGGGAUGAUUCUCGAAGAAAUAAAAGAGUACUUACGUCAAGGCAGUCAGCGGUAUUUCUCACAAUGGUGGAAUAUCGUCACCAUAAUCAUGCUGAUUCUAUUUGUUYUGGCGGGUUUCCUGUGGUUUAUAGGACACGGUGCACUGGAUGAGAACCAUGCCGAAUCGGAAGUUCAUAAACACUAUGCUAUACAUCUUUUYCCAGAAAUCUCAAAAGAGUGGGCCUUUAAGUGUAUGCUGUUAUCUAAUAGCUUCUAUUCAGUAGCUUAUAUUCUUAGCUUUCUUCAYAUCUCGAGUGCUCURCAAGUGAACUCGACUAUUGGUCCGUUGCACCUUUCCCUUGUUCAGAUGAGUGGAGAUGUGACGAAGUUUUUGUUGCUUUUCUCGAUAUUUUAUUUUGCCUUCGGUCUUGCACUACGAGAGGUUUACUCUCAAUUUGUACUAGUAUCAUCAAUUCAUUAUCGUAACUCUUCAUCUCCAGCGAUGCACAAGUUUUCACAUGUAUCUAGCAGCUUUGGGAAUCUGUUUUGGGCUCUGUUUGACAAGACGGACCUGGACGCAUUUUAUAUUGGACGACCUGAGUUUAGGAUAACGGAGCUCACYGGGGAGAUCCUGUUUGCUGUGUAUAACAUCGCCGCCAUCUUGGUAGCUCUCAAUAUGUUGAUUGCUAUGAUGGCAAACUCGUUUCAGAAAGUUGCGGAUGAUGCAGACAUCCAAUGGAAGUUCUCUAGGACCCGGAUGUGGAUGCAGUACGUUGAUAAAGGAAGUGACGUACCACCACCCUUCAAUCUCAUCCCUAACUGGAAGGCAAUAGUAUCCUGUGUGAAAUGGUUUUGUAAAAAGAAAGAUAACAAGUAUGAAGAAAUUGGGGACAAAACUGGAAUCAUCGAUGAUGGCCAUCGUAAAACUAUCAUAAUAAACCUGGUUAAUAGGUAUUUCGUAAAAGCUGCGGAAAAAGCAAUCGGGACAUCGACCCAUCCAGUUGGCCCCAUGUAGAGGGGAGAUAGAAGAAGGCUGUWGGCCAAAAACAACCAGUUAAGAAACAAAGGGGUUGGAAAUCUCGGUAAAAGGGUAAGACUGCUCCAGAGAACCGAGACAAUGGAGUUGCUUGAUGAAGGCAUCAUACACUACAAGGUUCGAAGUUGAUUAUGGGUAACAUUGGUACAUCAGUCAAAGCUGAGAUGAUUGGAUUAUCAGUGAAUUGUUGAAACAACAUAACGUUAUGUUUCCAGGAACUUCACGUU
This is a messenger RNA of Exaiptasia diaphana, 2513 nucleotides long. Its product is annotated as short transient receptor potential channel 7. Gene Ontology annotation, molecular function: inositol 1,4,5 trisphosphate binding; store-operated calcium channel activity. The coding region runs from base 199 to 2265 and encodes 688 amino acids. NCBI's taxonomy places the organism in Eukaryota, Metazoa, Cnidaria, Anthozoa, Actiniaria, Aiptasiidae. The record is from RefSeq and is a predicted model, not a curated record. Gene Ontology annotation, biological process: manganese ion transport; calcium ion transmembrane transport; regulation of cytosolic calcium ion concentration. The transcript has 9 exons. Gene Ontology annotation, cellular component: cation channel complex; membrane.